This is a messenger RNA of Trametes versicolor FP-101664 SS1, 335 nucleotides long. RefSeq lists its product as uncharacterized. The transcript is spliced from 3 exons. NCBI's taxonomy places the organism in Eukaryota, Fungi, Basidiomycota, Agaricomycetes, Polyporales, Polyporaceae. The record is from RefSeq and is a predicted model, not a curated record. The annotation marks the transcript as partial.
GUCGGCAUCCGCGCGGAACGACUCUCCGCAUGCGCGAACGGAGCCCUCGAUGCUCUCGCGGCCGUGUGCGGCAGCUUUCGAGCAUCGCUGGCGUCGGGGACGAGGCUUCCGGUGCACGGUCAUCGCGGGCCGCGGGCCGCCACAGCGACAACGCAGGCGUGCCCGAAGCACCCGUCUGCGCCGCCGGCCGCCCAGCAGCGUUGAAUCCAGCUGGGAGGCUGUCUAGAACGAAGGUUGCUCGCCGGCGGCUAGAGCCCGCGCAAGAACAAGGAGGCUGGCGGCGGCGCUGUGGGACGGCGGCCGAUGCUUGUCAAUGCGGUACCGCGGUGGACCUA